AUGGCGGCCGAUAUGAGCGGCGAGCAGAUGCAGGCCAAGAUCGCGGCCGCGAGGCGCGAGGCUGAAGGACUGAAGGAUAAGAUCAAGCGCAGGAAGGAUGAGCUGGCAGAUACGACCCUCCGUCAAGUCGCCCAAAGCCAUACUGAAGCGCUACCGAGGAUUGGAAUGAAGCCGCGAAGGAAUCUGAAGGGUCAUUUGGCAAAGAUUUACGCCAUGCACUGGUCGACAGACCGACGCCAUCUGGUCUCCGCCUCCCAGGACGGCAAGCUGAUCAUCUGGGACGCAUACACGACGAACAAAGUCCACGCCAUUCCGCUACGGUCAUCCUGGGUCAUGACCUGUGCUUACGCUCCCAGCGGAAACUUCGUGGCCUGCGGUGGCCUGGAUAACAUCUGUUCCAUCUACAACCUCUCCUCCCGUGAGGGCCCGACCCGCGUCGCGCGAGAGCUCUCCGGACACUCCGGCUACCUUUCUUGCUGCCGUUUCAUUAACGAUCGCCGAAUAAUCACAUCCUCCGGAGACAUGACCUGCAUGCUAUGGGAUAUCGAGUCGGGAUCCAAGGUCACCGAGUUCGCUGACCACCUAGGUGACGUGAUGUCUAUCAGCAUCAACCCCACCAACCAGAACAUCUUCGUCUCCGGCGCUUGCGAUGCUUUCGCUAAGCUCUGGGAUAUCCGUACCGGCAAGGCCGUCCAGACCUUUGCUGGACACGAGUCCGAUAUCAACGCGAUCCAGUUCUUCCCCGAUGGAAACGCCUUCGGUACCGGCUCGGACGACACCUCUUGCCGUCUCUUCGACAUCCGCGCAGACCGUGAGCUAAACACAUACCAGAGCGACCAAGUCCUGUGCGGAAUCACUUCCGUCGCAUUCUCCGUAUCUGGACGAUUGCUGUUCGCUGGUUACGAUGAUUUCGAGUGCAAGGUUUGGGAUGUUCUGCGUGGAGAGAAAGUCGGCUCUUUGAGCGGCCACGAGAACCGUGUCAGCUGUCUUGGUGUCAGCAAUGACGGAAUCAGUCUCUGCACUGGUUCUUGGGAUUCCUUGCUCAAGAUUUGGGCCUGGUAA
This is a messenger RNA of Paecilomyces variotii, 1062 nucleotides long. Its product is annotated as G protein complex beta subunit SfaD. Bases 1 to 1062 code for a protein of 353 amino acids. The record is from RefSeq and is a predicted model, not a curated record. Gene Ontology annotation, biological process: G protein-coupled receptor signaling pathway. Lineage: Eukaryota; Fungi; Ascomycota; Eurotiomycetes; Eurotiales; Thermoascaceae. Gene Ontology annotation, molecular function: protein binding; signaling receptor complex adaptor activity. The transcript has 5 exons. Gene Ontology annotation, cellular component: cytoplasm; heterotrimeric G-protein complex.